This is a messenger RNA of Blumeria graminis f. sp. triticale, 1056 nucleotides long. The record is from the annotation of a GenBank genome assembly. NCBI's taxonomy places the organism in Eukaryota, Fungi, Ascomycota, Leotiomycetes, Helotiales, Erysiphaceae.
AUGUCUACCCCAAACCAUCCUGAGGAGCUUCCCUGGGCCAAACCGUUCUCCAUAGAUCUCAUCCUCAAGGUCCUUCAUGCAACUAUUCUACAUCCUUUUGUGGCAUGGAUGAUACCACUGUGCAUGCGAGCACAAGCUACACCAUGGACUCACAUCUCCAUUCAAAUUUCCAUUGGAUACGCUUCUCUAUUAACGUUAUUAUCCUUCGCGCAAAUGCUCAACACAAAAUUAGCGUACGCUAAGCCACGGGAAAUUGAUUUCUCAGAAGAAGUUAUAGUGAUUACUGGAGGGGCUAGUGGUCUUGGCCUUCUCAUUGCAGAAGUCUAUGGAAUGCGAGGCGCGACAGUGGCAGUACUAGACGUUCAGGAGCUCGAAUCUGGAGAGGCACGUGGUGUGACCGCCUACAAGUGUGAUGUGAGUGACAAGGGCCAGGUGGCAAAGGUGGCGCUUGAAAUUGAACGAGACUUUGGCACACCAACGAUCUUGAUUAAUAACGCCGCCGUUGUUAAUGGUCAGUCUCUUAUCAACAUGUCUGUGGAAGACAUAGAGCAAAGUAUCAACGUAAAUCUGUUAUCGCAUUUUUAUACCCUCAAGACUUUUCUCCCAAGGAUGAUUGCUGCCGAUUCUGGCACAAUUGUUACCAUAUCAAGCGUCAUUUCCACGAUUGGUGCUGCAUCACUAUCUGACUAUGCAGCAGCUAAGGCGGGGGUUACAGCACUGCACAAGUCUCUAACUGCAGAAUUAAAGUCUAAGCCUAACAUCAAAACGGUACUUGUCACACCGGGACAAUUCAGCACGCCUUUAUUCAACGGUGUAAAAACACCAAACAGUUUCUUCGCACCAAUUUUAGAAUCCGUUGAUGUUGCUAGGGAGAUAAUUGCAGUUAUCGACUCAGGCAAAAGUGCGCAAAUAGCAUUACCAUUGUAUGCAAGGUGGAUUGACUGGAUUAAUGUCAUGCCUGUUGGCAUUCAGAGCUUGGUAAGGAAAAUCAUCGGGGUAGAUAAGGCGAUGGCAAACUUCGUGGGGAGGGUAGGAUCUAAUAAAAAGAAGGCAUAA